CCUAACAGUUUCAGAGGCGUUUUUACCAAGCAUGGGUGGUUUCUUGUUCCACGUUCCCAUUAUAACCCUCGAUGGAUAAUUGAUAAGAUUGAAAAACGUCUUGAUGAGAAAUACGAACCAAAUGCAAAUACCUACGAGUUACAGAAUAAAGUAGAUGAGUUGAUUGGGGCUAUUAGUAAGAAGGAUGUUCCAAAACGUGUCAAGCAAACCAAACAAGAAAAAGAGGCCAUAGAAAGUGACUCUCUUUACGUCAAACAAUUGAAAGAUGAAGGUGAGCAAGAACUUGAUAUAGAGGAUAUAACCAAGGUUAGAACGAUUCGUCGCCGUAAUACCAAUGGAAACCCUACGUAUACGCAUGCUUGGAACUACUACUACACUUUGAAUAACUCAAAAUACCCACAUUUGCCUCCUAAAGAAGUCAGACGGAAGGUUGGUGCCGAUUGGAGUGAAUUACCCCAAUCGAGUAGACGUCAAUGGCUAGAUGACUACAUUGCUCUUAUAGAGAGCGGAUUUGACAUUCACCGAGGUAAAAUUAUUUCCAGAGAGAAAAAAUUAGAA
Messenger RNA from Hyphopichia burtonii NRRL Y-1933, 558 nucleotides. RefSeq lists its product as uncharacterized. The transcript has a single exon. Lineage: Eukaryota; Fungi; Ascomycota; Pichiomycetes; Serinales; Debaryomycetaceae. The annotation marks the transcript as partial. The record is from RefSeq and is a predicted model, not a curated record.